GCACUUGGAGGAAUCUCGGUCUCGCGUGCGAGUGGAGAAAUGCGAGGUCUGUUUCUAGUUUCUUAGGUGGAUCAUGAUAAACCUGACAACUAAACUGCAUGACACUUGCCAACCGGUUCAAAAUGGUCAUGGAAACAUUGUCUAGGUUUUCCAUUAACUAUUCUUCAACCCAAGUUUUAUAGUAAACUUUCGGAGUUGUAUAUGCUAUCUGAUACACUAUAAACGGGAUGCUGGAAGCUCGGGAGUGCUCACUUUCGUCGUUGGGCGCAAGACGGUUUCUAAGAAUUGUACUUCGGGUUAUUAUAUUAUCAUCUCUUCUCUUUCUGAGAGCGACGAGAGCUCAGGAUGACACCACUUCAACCGACACCGCAAUGCCUGACAAACGAUCCCUAACAGAAGAAGACAGCGUUGGAGAGUACUGGGGUGUUGAACCAUACAAUCUUCCUGCUUUUGAUAAUAGUACGGCAAAAAACGUGUCAACUCAACUUGGUCAAACGGCUUUUCUUCACUGCAUUGUUGAUAACUUGGGAGAUAAAACGGUAUCAUGGAUUCGAAGGAAAGACUUUCAUGUUCUCACUGUUGGAACUGACACAUACAUCAGUGAUGACCGUUUCCAAACCGUCCGUACAAGUAAUGGUAAUGACUGGGUUUUGCAGAUAAAGUUUACUCAGUUGAAGGACCAAGGUAUUUAUGAGUGUCAAGUGAGCACCGACCCAAAAAUCAGCUUUUUCGUAAACCUGUCAGUCCUGGUGGCAGAAGCUUCUAUCAAGGGUGGCCCCAAAAUCAUAGUGGAGAGAGGAAGUUCAAUUGAAUUGACUUGCGUGAUUAGCAACAGCCCUGAACCCCCUAUCUUCGUCUUCUGGUACCAUGAUAAUCGAAUGAUCAACUACGAUUCAAAACGUGGAGAUAUUUCUGUUCAAAAAGCAGCGGCCAAAACAAUUAUAAGUAAAUUGUAUAUCAAAGAUAUUGGAGAAGCAGAAAGUGGAAAUUAUACCUGCGGCCCUUCAAAUGCUGGACCCACAAGUGUUUCUGUUGUCAUAUCAAAUGGAGAAAAACCAGCGGCUAUGCAACAUGAUGGGAAUAGUUCACCGUUGAAUGGAGUUCAAACAAGAACAUCAUUAUUGUGGCAUUUUCUUUUGUUUCUUUCUCUGAUAAACUACGUGACCAGAUGAUUAUGAAAAAUACCACAUGUUAUCGUAUACUGCUCAACUAACCUAAAACCAACAACUUGCGAUUAUUUGGUAGAUUUAUAAAGUCUCAAGCUUUCUCUAACUGAACUCAGGUGUGUUCCACACGUUCUCUCAUUUGAUACUGCAUCCGAAAAUUGUGGAAGUUUGUGACAUUAUUGAAUAAAUACAAAGACGCCUUUCAUCCAAAUAAAGUGGCGUCGUUUACUUUAUAAAAACAAAUUCUUCUUAAGCAGUAUAAUGAUUUGAAUAUUAAACAUCUCCCCAGUGCAUUGAGCUGUAAAACAUACAUCUUAAUAUAAAAAUACAUUUACACAUGUGUUUACAAAUACUGCUCUCUAUAUAAAUGUGUUUUUCUGUAGAAUGCAUGUAUGAGAACCGUCUUUUGAGAGAUAAAUGUGUGGUAUAUAAAGGGUUUACUCUUCAUUUUUACAGUUUCAAUGAAUUUUGAAUUACUCCCUUUUUAGCAUAAACGUUAAACCUUAAAUAUGUAAAGGAAAGUCUAUGAUCAUCAAACAAAAAUCUUGUAAAGAUGACUUAAAAUAAGUUUUCAUAUACGUGAAAAGAUUUAAUGCACAAUAAAGCACAGAAUGUUAAGUUAAUGAAAGUUGUUAUAUGUGUACAUAUUAUGGAUGUAAAAAUUUCUGGGAACUUUGUGUAUACUUUGGUUUGUGGAAUAUCAUAUCUUCAGCUAUAAGAAGUACAAUAAAACAAAUACCGCUAUAAAGAUUUUUUCUUUCUUGCCUUGUGUUGCUUCACAAUAUUUUCCCAUGGCACAGUAAAACAGGUGCUGCUGUAACGUUUUUUUUCAUUCCUACCUUGUGUUGUUUCACAAUAUUUUCCCAUGCUUUAUUCAUUUGCCUACGUUAGAUAUAUAUCUCUCUCUGUAGCUCUUACUGUCUAGGAGUUCCGUCAUUGAUCUGCUAAGAAAAUAGAAGCAUACUGUAAUGUCAUACUCGGUGUUCAUCGAGGUCUUUUUCCCUAGCUUAUAAAACCCGUUUACUGGACAAAAAUAAGAUGAAACCAUUCUGUUAUAUUAUAAGCUUUUGUCGAUGAAAAUAUUGACUGUAGGGAAUAACAUAUAUAUAUAUAUAUAUAUAUAGAUAAUGUGACCUAACUUGCACGAAAAUUCGAACAACUCGAUUAUAUGAUAAAAUUUGUUGUAUCAUAGUUUUCACGUCGAUCUGUAAAUGUUGUUGGAAUUAUUUUGGUGUACUUUGUUUCGCUAAUGUUAGUUACAUCUGUUAUAUUUAUAUUUUUUCUGCUCUUUAUGAAUUAAAGAAAACGCUUAUUUGACAUAGACAUUGUGAAGGAAAUGUAAACCGUCUGUUGUUAGUAAAUCCUAGGUACUUGAAAGUAGGCCAUACAAGUAACAAUGGAUUGGAAUUUCUUUAGACUGAAAUUUUAUAUUGUGUCCAAACGUUCUAUAAUACAUUCAAAUACAAAAUGCUCAAGCGUAUGGAAUUAAGAUUUAUAUCAGGAGGUUAAUUUGAAAUGUAAAUAUUCCAGAGAAGCCUUAAAUAUUUUAUAGCAGAAAGAACAUGGUAAAAGGUUGAUAAAUAUGAUACUAUCCUUGGCAAUUGUAGUAAAUUUUGCUGUAAUAACUGAAACAUGCUCUCGUAGUUUUUUCUGGAUAUAAAUUAAUUAUAACUUAAAUAUUGGUAUAGGAAAGUGUGGAAUCCUAUACGUUAAUUUUUGUUAUAUAUGCUCAACUUACGAAAGUAUAAUCUCAAGCAAAAUCAAAUAUGGACAAUAUAAUCUUUACUCAAAAAUAUUUUCAAGCCAGGAAUUUAGUAGAAAUAACUACACGACCAAAAAGCGUUUAUAUUAUUUUUUCUUUCAGUAGCUUUUGAUGUUUAGGCUUUAUGCUACGUAAUUACUU
Limulus polyphemus (Atlantic horseshoe crab) is the source of this 3069-nucleotide messenger RNA. Its product is annotated as zwei Ig domain protein zig-8-like. The record is from RefSeq and is a predicted model, not a curated record. The transcript is spliced from 5 exons. Lineage: Eukaryota; Metazoa; Arthropoda; Merostomata; Xiphosura; Limulidae. Bases 228 to 1172 code for a protein of 314 amino acids. Gene Ontology annotation, cellular component: neuron projection membrane. Gene Ontology annotation, biological process: synapse organization.